Molecule: messenger RNA, 1597 nt
Organism: Anopheles maculipalpis
Lineage: Eukaryota; Metazoa; Arthropoda; Insecta; Diptera; Culicidae
Exons: 7
Coding region: 16-1593 (525 amino acids)
Source: RefSeq, a predicted model, not a curated record
UCCAACUCCAACUGUAUGGCGUUCGUGAAUGUGGCGAGUUUUAGUGAGCAAAAGUUCGUUACCUCGCUGAAAUCGGUUCAUGUCAGGGUUGGUCUCAUGGCCGACCUAAACUGUCCGGGUAUGAACAGUGUGCUGCCGAUACUUUCCAAACGAGGUCUUUUCAAUGGGGAACGUUACCGUUGGUUUUUGUACGGGUUGCGUGCACUUGAGGAAAACAGGACGUUUCUUCAAAGGCUCAAUAUAACCGUUUCCUCCAAUGUACUAAUGUUUCUGCCGCGUGAGGUGGACUAUGCGAUUCUUGACGUUUGCGGACAGUGGAGGUUGAAUGGUUGGUAUGUAAGCUUUCUGCAAAUUGGCAGCUGGAGCUUGAGCACGGGUUUGUUGGUGUGGAAUAACGGAAGCAUGUACGAACGGCGGCUGCUCCUGUCUGGGAUGCAAUUAUCAGGAAUAAGUAGGGCUAGAACAAUGGAAAGAAGUUCGUCGGAUGGUGGAAUGCAGGAUGAACGAGCCUAUGGAUUACGGCUUUGGAAUGUUUUAUCCAAGUGGCACAUCAUCGGCAUUACGGAAAAUCUAACUGUGGGAUACGAUGCUCCAAUGGCGGACUUUAUCCUUGAACCGGUUAGGAUUAAACAGACAGACAUCCACCAACUUGACUACACGGCAGCAGUGCAAGAUACACAAACGAUUCUUCUCUUUUUACACCCAAACGUUGACAGCUUGAAUAACUCAUUUUUGCGUCCCUUUCGUCCCUUAACAAGGUUGGCGAUAGGGGCACUGCUUAUUGUAUUCAAGCUGCUGAUGUACAAAGCGUUUAAGUUCGAGCAAGACCUGGAUAUACAACAGGACAGAGAAAAUGGCUUUUUGGUGCUUGUGCUGGGGAUACUUUGUCAGCAAGGUUUCAUCGAGAGCAGUAGAACGUACGCGAGUCGACUGACGUUGUUCAGUAUGUGCAUCUUUAGUAUGCUGUUGUAUCAGUUCUAUCUGACGUAUAUCGUUAGUCUGUUGUUGGUCGUGCCACCGAAAAACAUCCAAACGCUCAAGCAAUUGGUGCAAUACGAGUUUGGUGUUGCACUGGAAAAUGUACCCGAAACGAUGGAGUUCCUUAAUGACACGGAGGACAAAUCUUUACUGACGUUGGUUCAAACGCAGCUGGCUAGAACCGGCAAAGUUUACCUUGACGUAGAGGAAGGAAUCUCGGCCAUUCAACGUGGAAGAAGUGCUUUCGUUUGCGAUGCUUAUCGUGCUUAUCAACUGAUACGGUACCAUCUCACUGAUGAGCAACGUUGCGCCCUACAGGAAAUUCCACUGACGGGUAAAACAUCCAAACACCUGGCACUGAAGAAAGAUCACCCUUUGGAGGAACAGUUUCGUAUCACGGUGCAGAAGAUCAUCGGAACCAGUAUCGUACAGUAUGAGCGAAGCCUUUGUUACGCCGACAAGCCAAGGUGUGCCGAAAAUGAGGUUAAAAUGCCAGAGGUUAGCCUAGAUCAGGUGUCCUCGGUGCUGGUACUGCUCGGUGGCACCAUCAUCGGAAGUAUCGCUAUUCUACUGUUUGAAAUCACUGUCAGCAAGGUUUUGCGGGUGCGACACUGAGCUG